AUAAAUACAGCUUUUCGGCUCCCCCAUUUUGCCUCAUUCGUCAAUCAAAAUUUUUUAGAUUAAAUAAAAAAAGAAAGAAAAAAGAUUUUUUUUUAAAAAGAGAGUAUAUUUUUGGUGGAGAUUUUCAGAGGAAUUCAUCCAUGGCAACCAAAGUGUAUAUUGUAUACUAUUCCAUGUACGGACACGUAGAAAAACUUGCAGAGGAGAUACAGAAAGGGGCCGCAUCUGUUGAAGGUGUUGAAGCCAAAUUAUGGCAGGUCCCUGAGACUCUAUCGGAAGAAAUUCUCGGAAAGAUGAGUGCACCACCAAAAAGUGAUGUACCGGUUAUUACACCGAACGAUCUUGCUGAGGCUGAUGGGUUUGUUUUUGGUUUCCCGACAAGAUUCGGAAUGAUGUCCGCACAAUUCAAAGCUUUUCUGGAUGCAACCGGAGGUCUAUGGAGAACUCAGCAACUUGCAGGAAAACCUGCUGGGAUCUUCUAUAGCACCGGAUCACAGGGCGGUGGACAAGAGACUACAGCGUUGACUGCAAUCACUCAACUGGUUCACCAUGGGAUGAUAUUUGUUCCCAUCGGAUACACCUUCGGUGCUGGCAUGUUUGAGAUGGAGCAAGUGAAAGGUGGAAGUCCAUAUGGUGCCGGAACAUAUGCCGGGGACGGAUCAAGAAUGCCAUCGGAACUUGAGUUGGCACAAGCUUUCCACCAAGGUAAGUACAUAGGUGGCAUCACAAAGAAACUCAAGGCAGCUGCCUGAUCUGGAUUUACUAUAAAAACCACAAAUUGUCUUUUCAUUUUAUUUUAUUUUUUACAUAUAUUGUACAAGUUUGAAAACAAUAAAUUCUUCAUGUAUUGCAUGUAUGAUUUUAUGUGUGUUACACCUUUUAACCAUACAUUGGUUUCGAUUAAUGCCAAAGUUUGCUCAUAUAUUUUGUAUUAUUACUCGUCCGGACUCUGGUACGACAGUUCUUGAAUGUAAUGUGGAUUUUUUUUUCCUUUA
This is a messenger RNA of Gossypium raimondii (Peruvian cotton), 995 nucleotides long. RefSeq names its product probable NAD(P)H dehydrogenase (quinone) FQR1-like 1. The record is from RefSeq and is a predicted model, not a curated record. The transcript is spliced from 4 exons. NCBI's taxonomy places the organism in Eukaryota, Viridiplantae, Streptophyta, Magnoliopsida, Malvales, Malvaceae. Gene Ontology annotation, molecular function: FMN binding; NAD(P)H dehydrogenase (quinone) activity. The coding region runs from base 141 to 752 and encodes 203 amino acids.